CCCAGAGAGGAAAGGAAAUUUCUCUCUGUCCGAUUCCUUCCUGAUUCCCCGUCAAGGGCAAAGAUCCGAUCGUCAAAAGUUUGAAUUUUUGCCAUAGGGGAAUGCGGGCGAUGUUUAUUUUUCUUCUUUUUUGAUUUUCUGCACAUAGUUGUAGUGUUUCACGCAAAUUUGCCAUUGUAAAUGAUCGUAUAUAUGUAUCUUAUCAUAGAUCCAUAAUUCAGUUGUUGAAUCAUCUUAUUUAUUGAAGGGGAAAAAGUAUAUAUCGUGGGUUUCUUGAUGGGUUUCCUUGUUGAUUCACAAAACGGUGGUUCUGGUUGUUUAUGGGGUUGUUUGAGGGGCUUGGUGAGGAGGAAGCAGGUGGAUUCUGCUAAUUCCAAUCAUUCCGGUCACCAUCAAUUGGCUAAGGAGCUGACCGUUCCUUACCUUGUUGCAAUUGGUGUUGGCUCAACAAUUGGAGCUGGGGUUUACAUUCUUGUUGGGACUGUUGCCAGAGAGCAUUCUGGGCCAGCACUCACCUUCUCUUUCCUGAUUGCUGGAAUUGCUGCUGCUCUCUCUGCCUUUUGCUAUGCUGAACUUUCAAGUCGUUGCCCUUCUGCUGGAAGUGCAUAUCAUUAUACAUACAUAUGUGUUGGAGAAGGUGUUGCUUGGAUGAUUGGUUGGGGUCUUAUAUUAGAGUAUACAAUUGGCGGUUCAGCUGUUGCUCGUGGCAUAUCUCCAAAUCUGGCACUGCUUUUUGGAGGCAAUGAUAGCCUGCCUGCUUUUCUUGCACGCCAACAUAUUCCUGUGCUUGAUGUUGUGGUUGAUCCAUGUGCUGCAAUUUUAGUGUUUAUCGUGACCGGCCUUUUGUGUGUAGGAAUCAAGGAGAGUACAUUUGCCCAAGGUAUCGUCACCACUGCAAAUACGUGUGCUAUGAUUUUUGUGAUAGUGGCUGGUGGUUAUUUGGGAUUUAAGACUGGAUGGGCUGGAUAUAAUCUUCCUACUGGAUAUUUCCCCUUUGGGGUGGAUGGCAUGCUUGCUGGGUCUGCAACAGUCUUCUUUGCAUUUAUUGGUUUUGAUUCAGUUGCCAGCACUGCUGAGGAGGUGAAGAAUCCUCAACGAGAUUUGCCUCUGGGUAUAGGUUUAGCUCUCUUUAUCUGCUGUUCGCUUUACAUGCUGGUAUCUGUUGUGAUAGUUGGUCUGGUACCAUAUUAUGCGAUGGAUCCUGAUACCCCCAUCUCCUCCGCAUUUGCUAGCAAUGGCAUGCAAUGGGCUGCUUACAUAAUAACUAUUGGAGCUACAACUGCUCUUUGCUCAACAUUGAUGGGUUCAAUCCUCCCUCAGCCUCGAAUUCUGAUGGCAAUGGCAAGAGAUGGUUUGCUUCCAUCAUUUUUCUCAGAUGUCAAUAAACGCACCCAAGUUCCUGUCAAGAGCACAAUAGCAACUGGUGUUGUUGCUGCAACCUUGUCAUUCUUCAUGGAUGUUUCAGAGUUGGCGGGGAUGGUCAGCAUUGGUACGCUUCUUGCGUUUACUAUGGUAGCAAUAUCUGUAUUGAUACUCAGAUAUGUCCCGCCAGACGAGGUGCCACUUCCAUCGUCACUUCAGGGGUCCAUUGAUUCCCUGUCAUUGCAAUAUGCUAGGGACAAUCAGGUGAGCAGGAAGGGGAAAACUAAGAUGAGUACUUCAAUUGAUGCUACUCAACCUCUGCUUGGCAAAAACAAGGCAGCAGUUGAUUAUCCUGUAAUUGAAAAGCAAGAAGCUCAAGGCAGUUAUAUCCUCAAUGAAGAGAACAGGCGAAAAGUUGCUGGCUGGGCUAUAAUGUUCACAUGUAUAGGAGUUCUGAUCCUCACCUGUGCAGCUUCAAAUUUGGGUCUACCAAGGCUUCUUCGAUAUACAUUGUGUGGAAUUGGUGGUGUUCUACUUUUGUCUGGUCUGAUUGUCUUGACCACAAUUGAUCAAGAUGAAGCAAGGCAUACUUUCGGUCAUAGAGGAGGUUUCUUGUGCCCAUUUGUGCCACUCCUACCAAUUUUAUGCAUUCUCAUCAAUGUCUACUUACUCGUCAAUCUAGGGGCUGCCACUUGGGCUCGUGUAUCCAUAUGGCUUCUGAUAGGAGUAAUCGUCUAUGUAUUUUAUGGACGUACCCAUAGUUCACUGCUGGAUGCAGUUUAUGUACCUGCAACACAUGCUGAUGAAAUUUAUCGCACCUCUAGAGCUUCUCUGGUUUAGUUGAAUUAGGGAUGAGUCAGUAGAGGAAAAAUGAAAAUGGAAUGUCUAUCUGCGCAUCAGCUGGGUACAAAAUCGUGUACCUUGAAAAAGAAUGUGUUGUAUGCUUGCAUUUUUUUUUCUCUUCCUAGUGGUUUAUUGUUUACCAUUGUCAUGAAAUCAGCCCUUGUAUAUAGCAUAUAUAUUGCUGUAGAUUGGGAACAUGCUCAAACAAUGUAAAUAUUUAGCAAAUGGAAGAUUGUUUUCCAUGGCUUUGCAAUCCUUAAAGUCUUCACCC
This is a messenger RNA of Rubroshorea leprosula, 2476 nucleotides long. NCBI's taxonomy places the organism in Eukaryota, Viridiplantae, Streptophyta, Magnoliopsida, Malvales, Dipterocarpaceae. The record is from the annotation of a GenBank genome assembly.